CCAUACUAUGGAAUACUAUACAAGAAUGUGGGAGAUCAUACAGAAUCCGAUCCGAGCCGAACAUAUAUUUUAACAAAAAAAAGAUUUACUCACUCAAGUAUCACCAUCAAGGAAAGUCAAGUGGAGAAUGAUGAAUAUGCGGAGUUUAUUAGGUGUAACAAUAUUGUUGAUAUUGUAAUGUUAGUAUAGUGUAACAGUAUUGUGAUAUCAUAAUUUACAGUGUCUCCAGUUUUUUUACUUUUAUGCUUUCAUCACA
Messenger RNA from Rhizophagus irregularis DAOM 181602=DAOM 197198, 256 nucleotides. The record is from RefSeq and is a predicted model, not a curated record. Lineage: Eukaryota; Fungi; Glomeromycota; Glomeromycetes; Glomerales; Glomeraceae.